This is a messenger RNA of Mustela lutreola (European mink), 1290 nucleotides long. RefSeq names its product bone gamma-carboxyglutamate protein (gene BGLAP). Gene Ontology annotation, cellular component: extracellular region. The coding region runs from base 844 to 1146 and encodes 100 amino acids. Gene Ontology annotation, biological process: regulation of cellular response to insulin stimulus; bone development; regulation of bone mineralization. The record is from RefSeq and is a predicted model, not a curated record. The transcript is spliced from 5 exons. Lineage: Eukaryota; Metazoa; Chordata; Mammalia; Carnivora; Mustelidae. Gene Ontology annotation, molecular function: hydroxyapatite binding; structural constituent of bone; calcium ion binding.
UGACCACCGCAUGUCCCGUGCAGGGAGGCAGCAAAGCCUCUCGACCGGGAGACCGGGACCCCAGGGCCAGUCCUUGUCUGCCACCCGGGUUCACUGUGACGGGGGCCCCAGGCAGGCCUCCCUCCAUCUCGCACAUGGUGAGCGCCUAUGCACGCGCACACACGCGCCGACGGGCAGAUCUUCUGACCGGCGGGUGAAGUGGAUGCGUACACGUGGGGCACAGAAAAAGCCCCCCGGAUGCUUGGCUGGGGGCACUAGAGACACACGGGCAGAUAUCAAGGGACCCUUGCUGGCUGCCCGGAGCCCAGCAGGGCUGCGGCAUUCACACGGGAGACCCCCUCCCGCCCCGCUGCAGGCCGCAGGGUGGGCAGCGAGGCGGCAUGAGGGCACCCUUUCCCCAUCCUCUCCAGGCUGGACUGAGGGGUUGUGGCCCUCAGGGGUGCUGGGGUGGGGUUUUGCAGGCCGGACGUCUGUCUCGGAAGACCGGUCCCCAUUGUGAACCCCUAGGAGAGGACCAGAGAGCCUCCGUCUCCUCACAGGCCCUGUCUGUGCCCCUGCGAGGGGCUCCUGGAGAGGGUCCCCAGCACCCCUACAUCAGGCCUGCCAUGGACGUCCCUGUGGGGAUGGGCACCUCCACCCUGCCUUGGGAGCUGGGGCAGAUGACUCCCACACGGCCCUGGCACAGUCCCCUGGGACCCGCCCACAACAUGGGGGGCGCCCCCCUCGCCUGCGGGGCUCAACUAGAAGUAUAAGUGGCGCGGGUGCUGGCCGCGGCGAGAGACAGACCAACUGAGGCCCAGCAGCCCCGCAGCCGCUCACGGACACAGACAGGACAGACCGGCCAUGAGGCCCGUGACGGCCCUCACCCUGCUGGCCCUGGCUGCACUCUGCCUGGCGGGCCUGGCCGAUGCGAAGCCCAGCGGUGCAGAGUCCCGCAGAGGAGCAGCCUUCAUGGCCAAGCGGGAGGGCAGCGAGGUGGUGAGGAGGCUCCGGCGCUACCUGGACCCCGGGCUGGGAGCCCCCGCCCCCUACCCGGACUCCCUGGAGCCCAAGAGGGAAGUCUGCGAGCUCAACCCCGACUGCGACGAGCUGGCUGACCACAUCGGCUUCCAGGACGCUUACCGGCGCUUCUACGGCACGGCCUAGAGCGGGCGCCCUGAUGGCCCUGGCCAGCUGGCAGCCCUCCCCGCCUCCCCCCCGCACCCCCCCUCUCCCCUCACCUCCCGUCCCGCAAGGGUGGGGUCCCCAUCAUCCCGCUGCUCCAGAAUAAACUCCGGAAGAGGAACUGGG